AUGACCAAGACAGUUACUGAAGCAAAGAUUUUGAUUGAAAAUCUAGCCUCAAGCGACAGUGACAACUUCAUUGGGCAUGAGAGAGCAGUGAAGGCCAUAAAUUCUGAUCCAUACAGAGAUGGAUACAGCGAGAUCAAAGCCAUGAUGGCUGAGAUACUGAGAAACCAAGGAAGAGAAGUGGAGAGACAAAGAGAAGCUUAUAGAGUUGAGUCCACAAUAAUUCAAGAUUACUUUGGAGAUUUGAUUCCAAGUUUCCAAGAAGAAGUAAACUUUGUUGGAAUAGAUGGAUCAGCACAUAUAGAAGAAGCUUGGAAAGGAGAGCAUGAUGUUUUUACUCAAGAAUCACCCAAUGAGAAGAGGGAUGUUCAUAGAGGAAGAAAUUAUCAGCAACCACCUCACAAGAGAAGAAUGGAGCCAAGGAGCAAUUUUGAAGAUUUGAUAACUUUCAUCAAGAGUUCUCAUAGAGAGCACACAGCCUUGAUUGAUGAGAGAUUGGAGUCAGCCUUCACAAGAUUGAAUGAGAAGUUGGAUUCAAUUUCUUCUUUCACAAGAGACUUGGAUCUUAGAGUUGCCAACAUAGCCAGCUCUAUUAAGAGAGAAGAAGGUGUGCUACCAGGAAAAGUGGAAAUCAAUCCAAGGAGAGCAGCUGUAGCAGCUAUCACUCUUAGGAAUGGAAAAGGGUAUGAACCACCAGCAUACCCAGAUCAAGAGGAAGCAAAACCGCCAACCAAGAAGAAACCAAUGGAGUAUGUCAUUAUUGGAGAUGGGACUGAACCACCUAAGGAAGUCCAUGUCAGAAUAGAACCAGGAACUCAGGAGGAAGUGGAGAAGCCACCUGAAGAACCAAGAGUGUAUGAGCCAAAGAUCCCAUACAGAAAUGUUCUUUCUCAACCCAAGAAGGAGAAGGAGCAAGCAAAGCUCAAGGAUCUUGUUAGCCAACUUUCAGUAAGGUUACCUUUCAUUGAUGCUUGCCAAAUAAUUCCAUCUCUCAGGAAGUAUAUGAAGGCCAUACUCACAAGCAAUGUGAGUCUUGAAGAAGGAGCAAUGAUGAUUACAAAGGAGUGUAGUGCCAUACUUCAGAAUCGCAUGCCAGAGAAGCUGAACGACCCAGGAAGUUUUGUUUUGUCUUGCAAGAUCGGUUCUACACACUUCCAUAGAGCACUUUGUGAUUUGGGUUCAAGUGUGAACCUAAUGCCUUACUCAGUGGCCAAGCUAUUGGGCAUCACUGACUUCAAACCUACAAAGAUCUCUCUAGUCUUUGCAGACAGAUCUGUUCGCCGCCCUGUUGGUGUUAUUAUGGAUGUUCCAAUCAUGGUUGGAGAUUGCUACAUCCCUGCUGAUUUUGUAGUUCUUGAGCUGGAACACCAACCUAAAGACCCUCUUAUCUUGGGAAGGCCAUUCCUAGCUACUGCAGGAGCUAUAAUAGAUGUCAAGAAUGGAAAGAUUGACUUGCAUCUUGGAGAUAUAGUGAUGAAUUUCGAAGUAAACAAGUCUAUGGAGAAGCCAACUGUAGAUGGUCAAGCUUUUUGGAUUGGGAGCUCGCAGAGACAAGAGAAGAAGUGCUGGAUGAACUCCUUCUUAUUGAUCCCUUGGAGCUAG
Microthlaspi erraticum is the source of this 1599-nucleotide messenger RNA. NCBI's taxonomy places the organism in Eukaryota, Viridiplantae, Streptophyta, Magnoliopsida, Brassicales, Brassicaceae. The record is from the annotation of a GenBank genome assembly.